Messenger RNA from Zasmidium cellare ATCC 36951, 2451 nucleotides. RefSeq lists its product as uncharacterized. Gene Ontology annotation, cellular component: RZZ complex. The record is from RefSeq and is a predicted model, not a curated record. Bases 1 to 2451 code for a protein of 816 amino acids. NCBI's taxonomy places the organism in Eukaryota, Fungi, Ascomycota, Dothideomycetes, Mycosphaerellales, Mycosphaerellaceae. Gene Ontology annotation, biological process: endoplasmic reticulum to Golgi vesicle-mediated transport; mitotic spindle assembly checkpoint signaling. The transcript has a single exon.
AUGUCCGCCGACGUCGUAGCCCCCGCCGUCCUCUCCUACAUCGACAACGGCGCAUACCCCGAAUCCGAAACCGUAGCAUCAGCGGACCUCUCCCCAUCAACCCUACAAAACCUCAGCAAAGAGCUCCAACGCGUGCAGGAAGAUGUCAAGACCGAGAUCCGCUCCAUAAGCCGUACCUCCUCCACCGACAUCGAUACUUGGAUCACCCGCGCAAAACAACUCCAAGCCGAUAUCCUCCACAGCCGCGAAGUCGCCCGCGCGAUCGUUCAGGAGUCUGAAGAGGCGCAGGAGUUGAAGCGGAAGGAGGAGGAUAAGAGGAGGCAGGCUGAGUUGUUGGAGAAGGAGGUGGAGUUUCAGGAGAGUGUGGGCACGAGGUUGGAGCAUGUUAGGUUUGCGAAUGGGGUUUUGGGUAGGGUGAGAGAGGCGUUGGUUGAGGGGGAUGUUGGAAGUGCGUUGAAGAGGUUGGAGGAGGGAGAAGAGAGUGUUGAGGGGCUUGGGGAAGGGGAGGGUGGUGUUAAGGGAGUGCUGAAGAGGAAGGUUGAGGGGUUGAGGGAGAGCGUGAAAGAGAGUGUUGGGGAGGGGUGGGGAGGGUGUGUGGCUGUUGACGUGGAGGGGAAUAGGGUUGUGAUCAGAGGUGAAUUGGAGGGUCUUGUGGAUGCUGCUAAGAGAGUUGGGUUCUUUGACAGUCAGAUCGUCAAGUUGGGAAGGGAGAUUGACAGGGCCAUUAUCAGGCCAAGGCUACAGAUGAACAGAAACGGCAAAGUGAUGCACAUCGCCGUUGCCGAAGACAGCAUUUCGUGUCAGGAUCUCGACGACGAUGCAAGCUCUUCGACUUUGUUCAAGGACCUCAAAGCGACGAUUGCAUUCCUGGCCGAUCUACUACGUGCCGCGGUCGCCGUACCGCUUUCUGAGACAUUGAUCCCCGCCUUGACCACUCGUUUGGAAGAAGAAUGGCUCGAACCAUCCGUACCUCUGGAGCUCGCUGACAUGCAGACUUUUCAGUCCUUACUAGGUGAUGUGGUCAGCUUCGCCGAUGAUCUCGAUCAGCUGGGAUGGCAUGGAAGCAAAGCACUUCGAGACUGGGUCCAAGGCGCUCCUCGAAUAUGGCUCACGAAACGGCGAGAGGUGCUGCUAUCGGAUGUUCGCAACUUGGUCUUCACAGGGCUGCGCGAUACGAAAGUCGUCGAGCGUGUAGAGACGCAGUUUGUGAAUAAUGAUGAUGCGCUGGCUCAAGGUGGUGAAGAAGGCGAUGAUGAGUGGGACACCGCAUGGGAUGAGCCUGAGGAAGAGCUAGCUCCGGAAGCACAACAAGCUCACACUGAAGACGAUGACGAUGCGAGUGCUUGGGAUCUUCCUGAGGAGGAGGAGGAGGAAGCUCCGAAAGAAGCGGGUGCAGACGAGGACGAAGCUUGGGGGUGGGGUGAUGGUGAUGAGGCAGCACCAGAGAAGCCCGCCAGCCCCAAGGCAACUAAGAAGGAAGCGCCCAACGUCAAUGGCCAAGGCACGACCAAGCCUUCUCAACGCGAACUUACCCUCCGCGAGACGUUUACUGUCACGGCGAUUCCGGACAGUAUACUCGAUCUCGUUCAGCAAGUUAUCGCCGACGCCGGUAUGCUAUCUACCAUAGAGUACAGCGGUACACCAAUAGCGCCUGCAGCCCAGGCCCUUUACACCUUACCCACACUGGCCUUGGCAAUCUACCGCGCUACAGCACCCACUGCCUACGCCAAGCUAGGAACAGGCAACAUGCUGAUCUACAAUGACGCCUCUCGUCUAUCAGACCAAUUGCGCGCCUGGCAAGCCUCUCAACCUUCAGCCUCACGACUACGACUGGAUAACGACGUCAAAGCACUCGACCAGUUCGCCAAGCGAGCAUAUGGCACAGAAAUGGAAUCACAACGAACAGUCCUGCGAGAUCUGCUUGACGGCGCGCAAGGCUUCAGCAAUUGCACCACCCUGCCCUUCAAAAAAGAAUGCGAAAGUGCUGUUGAACAAACCGUCGACCGCCUGCGGGAAGUCUACAAAAUGUAUCAGCCAAUCCUCUCCAACAGCGCCCUCCUCCAAUCCAUCGGCAGCCUACUGGCAACCGUUACGGGCAAAAUGAUCACCGAAAUCGAAGACCUGCCCGACAUCUCCGAAGCCGACUCGCAAGAACUCAAAGAACUCUGCGAUCGAGUCCAAACCGCCAAAGAUCUCUUCCAACAGCAAGCCGAAGACGGCGGCGAGGCCAGAGAUAUGACGUUCAUCUACUGUCCGAACUGGCUCAAGUUCCAGUAUCUGGGCGAGUUGAUGGACAGCAGUCUGGCAGAUAUCAAGUAUCUGUGGAAUGAAGGCGAGUUGAGUUUGGAAUUUGAGGCGGAGGAGGUUGUGGGUUUGGUUGAGGCGCUUUUUGCGGAGAGUGGAUUGAGGAGGCAGGCGAUUCAGGAGAUUCGGAGGGGUGGGAGGAGAUGA